Molecule: messenger RNA, 4250 nt
Organism: Vitrella brassicaformis
Lineage: Eukaryota; Vitrellaceae
Source: the annotation of a GenBank genome assembly
CCAAGUCACACAACACGUAAGAAUGAGAGAAUGAUGGUGCUGUGCGGAUUUUGACCUAGUACGUGGACCACCAUUAUUGCCGCCAUGUCUGGUGCUCCCGCUCUGAAGCGGGGUGCAAGCAGAGUGGUCAAGCUCGUGAGGAGCGCCUCGUACGUCCUGGAACACACCUCAGCUGCCACCCUUGCGGAGUCGGCCUCAAUCACUCUCGCCAUUUACACCUUCUUCUUUGCCUUCGGUGAGGAGAGGAGAGGGGAGGGGUGUGCUACGGGAGAGGACGACGCUCUGUGUGUAUUCGGGUGUGUGUGUGUCAUUGCAGGCCUUUCGCAGCAGAAGAUAUAUCAAUAUGGCACAGGUGAGCAACACACAGCAAACGCCAUGUGCUGGUUGUGUUGUGCGUUGGUGACUGUGUUGUGUGUGUUGUGUGUGUGUUGGUGGUCUGUCUGUCUGUCUGUCUGCAGGGCACGACAAGUUCCGCUACAGCAACUUCCUGCUGCUGGUGUCAUCGAUGGCCAACUUCGUGCUCUCCUUCGGCAUCAUCCUGGUGCGGAAGCGGUUCUCGUGGCACCGUGCCACACAGCACCUCUGCACAAAGGCCGUCCUCAACCGAGUCGUCUUCCUCGGUGAGCGAGCGACUCGAUGCUCACAUGGAUGAUAUGUGUCGAUUGGUGUGGUGGUUUUGAUAGAGAUCUUUUACUGUUCGCUGACGAGUGUGCUGGGCAAGGUGAGUGGGUACCAUGCCCUGACGCUGGUGGACUACCCCACACAAGCACUGGCCAAGUGCGCCAAACCGGUAGGUAGGCAGGCAGGCAGGACAGACGGCAGGCAGGGAACCCUCCACUCCUUUGCACUCUCCUGCUGUGUGGGCGAUAGGAACGACGUGUGUCUGUCUUGUCUGUCUGUCGAGUGCAGGUGUCGAUAGUGAUAUUGGGGUUCCUCCACUUCAAGCGUCGGUACAGCACCAGCGAGGUCGUCAACGCCUUCUGGAUCGUCGGCUCACUCGUCAUAUUCAACCUGGCCAACAUCAAAGCCGCUGAAAACAAUGUGGGGGGGGCGAGCAAGCAGCGAAUGGACGGACAUCGGGAGGCUCACCUCACUUGGCAUCUGAGGUGCGCGCGCGUGUGUGUGUGCAGGCUGUCAACACUCUGUGGGGUAAUCUGAUGCUGCUCUUCUCGUUGACGUGCGAUGGGAUGACGGGAUCACGGUACGCCUUGCUUGCGAUCCGCUGAGCGCAGAGCACAGGAAGCCCGCUGCCCAUGUUCUCUCUGUGUUUGUUGGUCGUUCAGGCAGGAUGUGUUGUCGCGUCAGUUCCGGUUCACGUCCUACGAGAUGAUGUGCGUCCUCAACGGAUUCUCAAUCGUAUUCGCGAGUAAACACUGAACCAACCACGACAGGCAGACGAACACACUGACCGACCAGCUCCCUCGUGUACCAUGCCCAUUUCCCCCUUCUCUCUGUCAGUUGGCGGCAUGGUGGUGGUAGAGGGUGUGUCGGCCCCCCUGCAGUUCAUGGCGCGCUACCCCGACAUCAACGCAGACGUACUCAUCUUUUGCGUAUGCGGCGCACUCGGGCAGUUCGCGUCGUUCGUGGGCGUGCGGCGUUUGGGGGUGCUGCCCACGACGCUCAUCACCACCACACGCAAGCUCUUCAUGGUGCUGGUGUCGGUGGCCUGGUUCAACACCUCUCUCGCCAUGUCGCAGUGGGCGGCCGUCGCCUCCAUCUUCGUGGCCGUGGUGAGUGAGUGAGAAAACGCCCCAGAGAGAGACGCGCACAGGAGUACGGGCAGACCAGACACGUGUGUGUGUGUGUGUGUGUGUGUGGAUGUCGUUCCUCCCUCAGAUAUGGAAGCACUCUCAGAAGAAAGAGAAGAAGACCAUCCUGCGGUCGGUGUCGACCCCCGACAUCAAGAGCAGGGCCGAGGUGGACGUGGCCGACAUCGGGCCGGCACCCGACCUCUCCCUACCCCUCCCAGCGACAGCCGACCACCCCAUCAAAGGCACCAUGCCGCCCCUCUCUCUCCACCAGCACCCCCUCCCCUCUCUCGAGCUCUCACACCACCAUCACAUGGCCAUGCGCGGCCCCAGAGGCGCCGCAGACGACUCCCUCGUCGUCAGCAAGGGCUCUCGGUUCCUCAACAAUCCGGGGCUGGACGACCCUGCCACGGUCAAUCAGCUCGAGCAGCAGGUGCACUGUCUGCCCAUUUCACCGUCGCACCACGCCGUCCCCCCACCCCAGCAGACCAAGGAGUCGUCGAUGCAGCCCCUGCGGCUGCCCGACUCGGCUGCGUCAAGCACCACCUCAGGCGGCAGCUCCCCCGGGACGGCGGAGAGCGGCCCGCCGAGGAACGCAGAGGCGUCUUCAUCCAUGGCGGCUGUUGGCUCGUGGUCGUCUCUGGUGGUGCGCGUCCCGACGCCUGUGCUUCAGCCGCAGGAGAUUGCCCAUAUUAGCGGUGGCCUGACCGUCCACACGGGCAGGGGUGAUGCACCCCAUGUGGCACCUCCGUUGGAACCGAUACGAAUGUCGAGGACCCCCAGCCCCAUGGUAUGGUAGCACACACACACACACACACACUCACACAGAAGACGCAUACAGACGAUCUGUUUUGCGUGUCUUGUCCUGUGUUUGUUAUGUGCAGCUGCCUGGCGAUGCGGCCGGCGGGCAGGUGUGGCGGCAGUCGUCCCCCCUCCCCCUCAUCCAGCCCCCCAGCGACCUCACCACCCUCCCCCACCCCCUGCCCCACCCCCACGCCUAUCACACCCACACUCACAGCCACCUCGACGAAAUGGUCACGUCGGAUGCAGACCAGCUCCACCACGCGAGGAGGAGGGAAAAGGCGACGGCAGGAGGCGGCGAGAUGCUGCUGGGGCCGGAAGGAGAUGUCGAGAGUGGCGUGAGGUCGGGCCAUGGUCAUCUCAGCGAAGGGGAGGAGGACGAUCAUGGCCACCACCAUGGGCAUCCGUCACUCAUGCAGGCGGCCAAGAGGUCAGUCAGUGAGCCCCAACCACAAAGACCACUUGGACAGCAGACGGAUGCUGCACUGCAUGGGUGUGUAAUGAAUGUGAUUGAUGUGUGUAGGUGGUGGUAUAGCGGCGGUAGCAUCCGGAAGCCGCCCCUCUUACAGGCCUAACCGGCCUGGCCUUGCCGCCCGGUGGCCCUAGGUGGGCUGCCAGGACCACCUACCUAACCUGAAACCAACGCUUGCAAGCAACGCAACAACGCUCACGUCAUCGAUCUGUCUGUCGACAGAUCGCCCCGGCAACUCGACAGUCGUGUCCCCCCCUCGUGUAUAGCAGCGACAAGGACCGACAGGAGAAUCUGUUCUGCCUGCCUGCCUGCUUAGGCAGCCAGCCAGCCGACCAACGUAUUAGUGUGCGUACAGAAAGAACGAACUGACCAUCACUCGUUUUUGCGUCAUGCUCCCUCCACCUACCGAUGGACUCGCUCACUCACUCGUUUCUUUACUUGCUGCCUCUUUUGUUGUGAUGCUUUGCCUGAGGACCGAUCCAUCCAUCCGACCUUCCUGCCGCUAUUGCUCCCUUCCUUGUCCGUGUGUGAGCAUGCGCGUGUGUGUGUGUGUGUGUGUGCAUAACGCAGCGUGUUCAUUCACGGGCCCGAGUUGGAUUAUGUGAUGGCUUAGCGAGACAGUCUGACAGACAGACGGACAGAAAAACGGCGGGCGGACGGACGGACGGAUCGAAGGACUCGGUGAGCGAUAUGCGUGUUCUUGUUGUGUGUGUGUGUGUGCGCGUGUCAUGCGUGGGAUGCAUGUUAUGUGUGGAUCGGAUGGUGGGUGUCUGGCAGAUGUGCUGCUUGUACAGAUGAGUGACUACAUAUGUAAACAUCAUACUGACUGGUGUGGUUGGUACAGUGUGGUAACCUACCUACCUACCUACGCGUGACGUAUGGCGGCUUAUUGGGUGGAUGGCUGAUGUGGCUGCCACAGCUGUCUGUGUACUGGCUGGUACUUGUGCAGCACACAUAGCAUGCAUUCAUUCAUCCAUCCCGCCGUCGUGAGAUCGUUUUCUUAGUCAGUCCACUUGACUUGACUCACUCGCCUAUUAACCUACCUACUGGCAAUUGAGGGCGUGUGUGGGUGUGUGUGUGUAUGUGUGUGUGGAGUGGGUAUCAGCUAAGUGGAUUCGUGUGUGGCUACCAGUCAAAUGGAUUCGUGUCUACGGCGUACUCUACUUCAUUCAUAGUGGAGGCCCUCUCAGGAGGCUUCGGCGAAGGCAAUGAGCAUUAACAGUGUCAGG